GAGUUUUAAUCUUUGCUGUUGAAAAAAUCUGGGUCACGAUUGGCGUUUGCUCAUCCAAGCGAAAGAGACAGGGAGGCGUAAUUUCCGGGGAGCAAGGGAGAAAUGCAUUUCCUGUGAGGCCUGCAUCUGGGCAUAUUCUUCCCUCGCCAAUAGGUCACAGUCGCAGCUGCCACUGGUGCUCUAGCUCCUCUGUAGUCCUGUCUGCGAGAGACUGAAGAGUAAACUACCAAACGGGCACAGGCUAGUUAGCUAAUCAGGUGCUAAAUCAGCUAAUUUGCAGAACAGCAGCAUUGUACCUUACGCUUGUGGGGUAGCGUUAUAAUGGUUGUAACGCAAACGCUGGCCAAUACGAAAAGGCUAGCAACAGUUAAAUGAAGAGCAGCUUGUUGUUUGGGUUGUUUUAAUUAGCUAGGUCUAAGGUUAGCUAACGCGGAAGGAAUCCCCACAGAAUAAUAAAUGGUUAGCAGAACGCAACGGACGUAAUAAUCUGCUCAUUUUAAAAGGCAUUUCUUCCUGAGUAAAGGAUGUCUAAACGCCUGCGAAACACUGAGCUCUGCGCGGAUUGCAAUGUUCCAGAACCUCGCUGGGCCUCGGUGAACAGGGGUGUGUUGAUAUGCGAUGAGUGCUGCAGUGUUCAUCGAAGUCUGGGCAGACACAGCUCCCAAGUCCGCCACCUGAUACACACACCAUGGCCACCUACGCAGCUACAGAUGGUUCAGAUGUUAUACAGCAAUGGUGCAAAUUCAAUAUGGGAGCACUCUCUUCUGGACCCUGCAUCUGUGAUGAGUGGAAAACGCAAGGCCAACCCUCAGGACAAACUGCACCCAAACAAAUCCGAGUUUAUAAAAGCCAAAUAUCAAAUGCUGGCAUUUGUUCAUCGCAUGCCUUGCCGGGAGGACGACAGCUCAACAGCCAAGGAUUUAAGCAAGCAACUUCACUCAAGUGUACGCACCGGGAAUCUCGAGACUUGUUUGAGAUUGCUAUCCCUGGGAGCACAAGCUAAUUUUUUUCACCCGGAAAAAGGAAACACUCCCUUGCAUGUAGCUGCAAAGGCAGGACAAGUAUCUCAGGCUGAACUAUUAACUGUUUAUGGAGCAGAUCCUGGAGCCCCUGACAGCAAUGGCAAGACUCCCAUAGACCAUGCAAGGGAAGCUGGCCACCAUGACCUGGCAGAUAGAUUGGUGGAGAUUCAGUAUGAACUAACUGAUCGACUGGCGUUCUACCUGUGUGGGAGAAAGCCAGAUCAUAAAAACAGCCAGCACUUCAUUGUUCCACAAAUGGCUGACAGGAACAUCAGUUUAGAUUUAUCAGAACUGGCCAAGGCAGCGAAGAAGAAACUGCAGUCUCUCAGUAAUCAUUUAUUCGAGGAGCUGGCCAUGGAUGUGUACGAUGAGGUGGACAGACGAGAGACUGAUGCAGUUUGGUUGACUACACAGAAUCACAGCACUCUGGUGACAGAGACGACUGUGGUGCCUUUCCUUCCUGUGAAUCCAGAGUAUUCAUCAACACGGAACCAGGGACGACAGAAGCUGGCAAGAUUUAAUGCACAUGAAUUUGCAACUCUUGUGAUUGACAUAUUAAGCGAUGCUAAGCGCAGACAACAAGGGAAUUCAAUAGCCAGUCCCAAAGAUAAUGUUGAAUUCAUCCUGAAGAGUGUGGCUGUCAGGCAUUGCAGUGACAGCCAGGACAACGACCAGCCUGACUACGACAGUGUGGCAUCUGACGAGGAUACGGAUCAAGAGCUCCCCGCAAGCAAAGGAGAUAGGACCAAGAGCCUGGACUCUGACCUCUCCGAUGGCCCCAUUACUGUGCAUGAAUACAUGGAGGUGAAAAACGCACUCUCUGCUUCUGAGGCCAAGAUCCAGCACCUCAUGAAAGCCAACAACAGCCUGAGUGAUGAGCUGAGGCUGAUGCAGAAAAAGCUGCAAUCUCUGCAAAGCGAGAACACCUCUCUCAGGCGGCACGUCCCAACCAAUAUCUAUCAGAUCCCCAGCGGUUCAGACUACCCCGACCCCUCCAGUCCCUCUGCCCUGAAACGCCGGCAGUCUGCGCGGGCCAGUCGGCCCAUGUCUAUGUAUGAGACCGGCUCAGGCCUGAAGCCCUAUGUCCCUAAAGGGGAAACUCCCUACCCAGAGGAGGGUAUCCCCACCCUGCAACCCUUCCCACCUCAUACGGAAAGGGGCGCUUUUGUGACCACCUCUUCAUCCCUCCCCUCAUUUCCAUCCACCCUGUCUUGGUCGAAGGAUGAAAGUGCUCAAAAGGCCUCGAAGUUAGAGAUGCAAAGCAGCAUGCCGGAGAGUGACUAUGACAACACAUUCAAUGACUCUGAGAUGGAUGAUUCGGGUUUGUGCAGGAGAGGGAGGCUGAGGAGCAGUGGCUGGCUGGGGGAGAGCAGCUCUAUCCCGGAGCUGGAUGAUCUGGAGUCAGACCCCACGCUUCCCAGCACAGAAGACGUCAUCCGCAAAACCGAGCAGAUCACCAAGAAUAUCCAAGAGCUGUUGCGAGCUGCUCAGGAGAACAAACAUGACAGCUUCAUACCCUGUUCAGAAAGAAUACAUGUGGCUGUAACAGAGAUGGCUGCCCUCUUUCCCAAGAAGCCACGCUCAGAGACUGUGAGAGGCUCGCUGCGCUUGUUGACCUCCAGUGCGUACCGGCUUCAGAGCGAGUGCAGGAAGGCGUUGCCUUCAGAGGGCUGCCCGGGACCGGACAUGCAGCUGGUCACCCAGCAGGUCAUCCAAUGUGCUUAUGACAUCGCCAAGGCAGCCAAGCAGCUUGUCACCAUCACCACAAAGGAGAAUACCAACUAACAGCACUUACAGGGCUGCAAUGCAGUCAGCAUCUCAGUUUUGUUCUUUCAAAAAAAAAGUUUUUUAAUUUUGUUAUUUUUUGUAUUUGUGGUAUAUGCAUGCAUUGUUUUUUUUUAUUUAUGGAUAACUACUUAAAGCCAACUCUGAACAAAAGAGUGUAAAGUGGAAAAGGCAGCAACUUUACCUAGGAAUACCAAGCUAAUGUACAGUAAUAGCACAAUUUCUCUUCAGGUAAAUUAAUAACUUCCACAAAUCAUGGUAAUAAAAGCAGCAGCUAGCAGGCCUGGGGACUGUAAUGGUUUAUAGAUUACAACUUGAGUAAAACUUGCUCUUAGCUACAAAUAACCUUUUGAUCAGUCCAAAUUGUAAAUAGUUUUUAUUGAGAGAAGGAAUUAAGCACAGUACAGUAAAUCUAGAUGAUGAUAUUGGUUAAUGUUAUCAGUCCAAAGCCAGGCAUGGAAGCUGAAAAGCCAUACAUGAGUCAUGAAUCUGCUGUCAUGGAAUACUAGUGCUAACACUCUUGUAGCUAAAGGAGCUUCCUCUCAUUAAUUGCACUGUGCAAGCAUCAUCAUACCGUAAAGUUUAAUCUCCAAAAUCAAACUGACCAUUAAAUGUUGGGAACUUCAUUUAUGCACACUUUGUAGCUAAGCAAUGCUAAUGUUUGUUGCAUCGAAAAAACUAUACGUUUUUUUUCCCUGUCUAAGUGUAAUCCAGUCUGCAGUGCACUUAUUGCGGCUAUUUAUGCGUACCCAUUUGUCAAGUCAGUGAAUGAAAAUGACGCUUGUCCAGGGGCCAAGUUGUAUUCUUCACCAGCACCAAGAUGAUGUUGUAUUAAGUACAAAUGAUGUGCUUCUUCUCCACACUGCACUGUAUUCUGCAGUCUUGUGUGCCAUUGCAGUAUUGGUGAUGUUGCAAGAUAUUUAGAGCUAAUAGCCAUACUGUUUGUAUGUCCGUGUUUUGUGCUCUGUUCCGUUGCUGCUAGUUUCGUAUUUAAUGUGCAACAUAUGGGAUAGAAGUCUAGACAUCUCCUGUAUAAUUGUGCAACCCAACGUUCAUCCUCACCAAGUGUUUCAGAGUUUAUUUUGAAAUCUGAUCAAGGUAAUGUCCCUCUCUGUACUUGACCAGAGUGCAGGGAUGCAUGUGAUGCAGCUGUUAAGUUGCACUUUGGAAAAAUAAUUAUUUUCUAAAUAAACUUAAUUUAUAAAUAUA
Perca fluviatilis (European perch) is the source of this 4016-nucleotide messenger RNA. RefSeq names its product G protein-coupled receptor kinase interacting ArfGAP 2a (gene git2a). Bases 525 to 2807 code for a protein of 760 amino acids. The transcript has 21 exons. NCBI's taxonomy places the organism in Eukaryota, Metazoa, Chordata, Actinopteri, Perciformes, Percidae. Gene Ontology annotation, biological process: regulation of ARF protein signal transduction; brain development. Gene Ontology annotation, molecular function: protein binding; GTPase activator activity. The record is from RefSeq and is a predicted model, not a curated record.